AUGAGCGCGGAUGACACGGUUUCCAGCAGUACAAAAGAGUAUGCAUGCGUGAUAAUGACAGUCGGACACUUUUCCCUGGGCUUAUUCAGCAUAGUGGACAGUGCAAUUGAACAUUAUAAUACAGAACUCGCAAGAACCGGAUGUAAAUUACGAAUUACCCUAGCGAACCAGCUGGGGGAGUGGAGGCAUUUGUACAGCCUUCUAUUUUUUAUGUAUGAGAAAGGGCCUGCAUUAUUUAAGAUCCAUAAAGAAAAGGGUCGGCAGUAUAUCAUAGGCAGCCCAAUGAAUAUAAAAAGACUUAUAAAUGAGCUGGCGUAUGCAGAAUCCUCAGACAUAGACACAAACACUAGUGAAGAUAACUAUUUGCUGAACUUAAGUACGCUUGCAGUACUAAAUCAUAUGGGAUCUUCAAUUGAACUGAGACAAGAAGCUGCCAGACUCAUUGCAGAGUACAUUUGUACUAACUUAACAGUGCCAUUUGACAGGUUCUUUAUACAGGCAUCUAUAAACAAGGAAAGAGAACUCGCUGAAGAACUUGCCAUGCAGUGUAAGCUUGUUAUUGACCGUAAAGUAGGAGAAUACUUCGGAGUGGAUAGUUUUUUAGGGUGGAGUAAAGAUAAAGUCACAGAAGUAAUGAUAGAAAGAUUGAAUAAUCUGUAUAAUGAAUACACAAAUAUAAAAUUAGAGUACGUCCCCAGGAUAGAUGUAAAAACAAAAAGAAGUAUUCUUAAGCAGUUGAGUACAAGCAGUGAAGUAAAUUCAGUAAUUAAAGCAAUAAAAGCAGUAUUUCAUGACUUAAUUGAUGGGUGCAAUGACUACUCAUUCGUAACAACCUGUCUAAUUAAUAACUUACCCCCAUCAAUUAUCCAUAUGGGCACAAAUCAAUAA
Nematocida parisii ERTm1 is the source of this 888-nucleotide messenger RNA. RefSeq lists its product as uncharacterized. Lineage: Eukaryota; Fungi; Microsporidia. The coding region runs from base 1 to 888 and encodes 295 amino acids. The transcript has a single exon. The record is from RefSeq and is a predicted model, not a curated record.